UAAUCGUUUCUUCUCGUUUUCUAACAAGCCAGAUUUUUACUCGGCACGCAAGAACCAACCAACACGCAAGGAUUGUAAGUAAGUUAUGAUGUACUUAAAUCUCUCUUGGCAGUUUUCUAGGAAUGUUAACGAAGCAAAAAGAGUGAUUCCACUCGCGAAUCCAAAUAUUCCAGAGUUUAUACUCUUUGGACAAUCCCCUCCCACGCAGGAACGACAAAUCACAGGUCCAAGUACGUAUAGGUUCGAUCACACUCCACAGUAUUUUCCAAAGUAGUCUCGUUGUUUCAUCGUUUUCUUUCGUGCUGCAAUGGCGUUUGCUUGUGCUGCCUUGCUACUCCUAUCUCUUAAAUUCAGCACUUCGGCAUUCGGCAUCGAUCCAACUUCCGGUUUUGUCGAGCGGCCAGUUUCCUACGUGAUCCAGAAGCCGUAUGAUCUCAAAGUCUCUGAUCGCUACAGCUUCAGCAAUGGCAUCCACAAACUGUGGGUCUACACUUCGGACAAGCCCCACAGCUCUGAUAGUGACACGAUGCCAAGAACCGAGCUCCGGUUUCUAAGACCAGAGUACUUGGACGGGGUCUGGCAAUUCGAAGGGGACUUUUACGUUCCCUCGGGCACAAAGGGUGCCUGUGUGAUGCAAGUGUUUGGGGGAAAGAGCGCUGCCACUGCGCUCCAAGUUCGGCUCGACGGGCAUGGAGAUUUAGUUCGAAGUGGAGCCGACUUGCCACACUCGACCUUGGCGACGGAUGUCUAUAACAGAUGGAUCCAUCUCAAUGUUAUCCACGACGCGGACAAUAUGAUGCUUAGCAUCUAUCUGGAUGGAAAGCUCAAGCACUGGGAAGUGAACGAGAGCCGCAAGACGCACUACUUCAAGUGUGGAGUGUAUGCACAGUCCAACGCUAGCGAGUACAUGGAAUCCAGGUGGAAGAAUAUCAAGAUCUGGAAGCUAUGAACUUUGUUCUAAGUGAUAAGGACAAAAGAAACAUUCUCUGAUUGUAAAGUUGCCAAUAAAAACAUGAUCCGUUCUUAGUAAA
This is a messenger RNA of Selaginella moellendorffii, 1031 nucleotides long. RefSeq names its product citrate-binding protein. The transcript is spliced from 2 exons. The record is from RefSeq and is a predicted model, not a curated record. The coding region runs from base 308 to 949 and encodes 213 amino acids. NCBI's taxonomy places the organism in Eukaryota, Viridiplantae, Streptophyta, Lycopodiopsida, Selaginellales, Selaginellaceae.